AUGCUCUCUGUGGUCCAUAGAAUUUACCAUAAGCAAGACAUCAAGUGGACGCAACUUCUUCAGUUGUAUGAGUGGGACGUCGGCUUGGAUCGCCAUUCACCGGGUCUCCGUCGCCUGCACAAGAUAACCUAUGAACAUCUGCACCUAACUCCGUCCCUCAGAAUGCGGGUGUACAUGGCUGCACAGGUUAUGAGCUCCACGGUUGCCAACACUCUUGAUGCACAGAUGAAGGCAGGCAAGGUUGGUCUGGAGUCCACCAUCAAAUUCAUCAGAUACAUUGAUGACUUCUUUGACUGCCUGAAUGUCUCCAAUGCCUACGAUUACGCUCGCCUCAGGAAGCCCAACUUGGAACCUUACAUCAGUGCUGAGGAUAAAAGAUUUGACUGGCUGAUGCACGACUUCCUUGGUUUCCUUGAUGAAUGGGAGGCUGAAGUCGAGUCACACCCAGCCCUGGAUAAGACAGCCAAGGCGAAGAUGAUCCUCAGCAAGGAAACUCUCAAGGGGAUGAGAAUAACAGUGCAUUCAUUUGUCGAGCUAGGGAGGCUGCUGCUCAAGCUUCCUGGUGUGACUUUUCUUCUAAGCGAGAAAUUUAAUCAGGAUCCUUUGGAGCAGUAUUUUAGCAAGCAGCGUGGCACAGGUGGCUGCAGCGAUAACCCGACCGUCGAGCAGUUUGGUCAUAACAUGCAGGCCCUGUAUGUUGCAUCCAGCUGCGUCAAAGCUUCGAAGAGAGGCAACUGCAAAGUACAGGGUGCAGAUGAAGUGGCUGCUCUUGAUAGCACACCUCUUCCUCGGAGAAAGUAAGGAAAGAAUGUAGUAUCCAGAUGUCACUUCAGCGGUUGUGUACAAAGUGUAUGGAGAGUUACGAAAAAAAAUGUGUAUUUCCUUACAAUAUUGGAAAGUUUUCUCGGCCCCAGAUUCAUGGCUUUUCAACAUUUUCAUAAUGACUAUCCAUUAUUAAGAUGAUGUAUUAAGAAAAAAGUGGCGCCAGGUUGCAACAUUCUUUCCCAAAAUAAUGUUUUAUAUCAUGCAUGAUAUAGAGACCAAAUUUUUCUCACAUUGGGUAAAAAAAAUACAGUGCAAGGACUGCAAGAUUUAACAUCUGAUACCGUCAAACUGAAACAUCAACGGUAUGAUGCUCAUUUCAAUUCUUUCGACUUUAACGUAUGCUUCCAAUAAGCCUAAAAUGUUCAGCUUUCUUGUGUAGUGUAUGCCAAUUAUGAUGAACCAAAAAAAUUGCCAUUCCUCAUUGAGUUUUUUUAGGAGUCAUAUCAUAAGUGGUUGCAGUAAACCUGUAAAAUAACUGACACGCAGAAUUUAAAUAAUUAAGAGGAUCCUUCAGUUCAUAUUCCUUUUCUUUUAAUGUGUCACUUUCUGCCACAGUUUGUACAGCAUGGAUUUAAUUUUCAUAAAUUGUUUCAUUGGCAUGGUUACUCUGCAAAACUAUACAUUUGUAAAUAUCGGUAAGAGUAACAUGGGAGUGUCAUCUGAGACAUGAGGGAUUGUACCAAGUCUGUCAUAUAAAUGAAUUCAAAGUAUUGUAAUACAUCAUACAUGUAGCUAUACAGUUUUCAUUCCCAUGUGUUAUCACAGGGAUAAAGUGAUUAGAAUCUUGACAUUUCUUCUUGUACUACUGAUAGAAAGCGAACAUUCCAAAGGUUGAUUUAACAAAAUAGAGACAUUCACAAAUUAAAUGAUACCUUGCUGUUAGUGUUUGUUUAAUUCAGUGAGUUUGAAUGUUCAUGCACUAGUAUUGCGUGUAUCUCUGUUUGG
This is a messenger RNA of Patiria miniata (bat star), 1770 nucleotides long. RefSeq lists its product as uncharacterized. The transcript is spliced from 5 exons. NCBI's taxonomy places the organism in Eukaryota, Metazoa, Echinodermata, Asteroidea, Valvatida, Asterinidae. Bases 1 to 801 code for a protein of 266 amino acids. The record is from RefSeq and is a predicted model, not a curated record.